This is a messenger RNA of Alnus glutinosa, 2057 nucleotides long. Its product is annotated as CBL-interacting serine/threonine-protein kinase 24-like. The record is from RefSeq and is a predicted model, not a curated record. The transcript has 15 exons. NCBI's taxonomy places the organism in Eukaryota, Viridiplantae, Streptophyta, Magnoliopsida, Fagales, Betulaceae. Gene Ontology annotation, molecular function: ATP binding; protein kinase activity. Bases 227 to 1585 code for a protein of 452 amino acids. Gene Ontology annotation, biological process: signal transduction; protein phosphorylation.
AUAUGGUGAGCGGUUAAAAUUGACAUAUUCAAUUGUCUCUCUUGGAGCUGACCAAACCAAAUUCGAAUUCAACUGCGGAGCUCUGGCGACCCGAGCAUCCGGUUCUCCGGCGAAGUGCGAACUCUCUCCAAUAUUUUUAUUCUCCGGUGAGACUCUCGCCGGAAUUUCUCCACAAUUUGAGUUGAGAAUUUGAGUAACGUUUGUGGGAAAUGAGCUUGGAGAGAACAUGAAGAGUGUGUCGAGAAAGAUCGGGAAGUAUGAGCUGGGCCGAACCAUCGGGGAGGGAACUUUCGCAAAGGUUAAGUUUGCGCGGAACACAGAGACCGGCGAGAGUGUAGCCGUGAAAGUUAUGGCCAAGAGCACCAUUCUUAAGCACAAAAUGGUUGAUCAGAUUAAAAGAGAGAUAUCCAUAAUGAAGAUUGUCAGGCAUCCCAAUAUUGUAAGGCUGCUUGAGGUUUUGGCUAGCCAGACAAAGAUAUAUAUAAUUCUUGAGUUUGUAACUGGAGGAGAGCUGUUCGAUAAAAUUGUUCACCAGGGAAAACUUCCCGAAAAUGAAUGUAGACGAUACUUUCAACAGCUUAUAGAUGCAGUUGAACAUUGUCACAAUAAGGGUGUAUACCACAGAGACCUGAAGCCUGAAAAUCUUCUACUUAAUGCAUAUGGAAAUUUGAAGGUUUUGGACUUUGGACUGAGUGCAUUGCCCCAGAAAGGGGGUGAUCUUCUUCACACAACAUGUGGAACCCCAAAUUAUGUUGCACCUGAGAUAGUUUCCCAACAGGUGCUCGGCAACCAGGGUUAUGACGGUGCGGCUGCUGAUGUGUGGUCAUCUGGAGUCAUCCUCUAUGUUCUAAUGGCUGGUUAUCUUCCAUUUGAUGAGUUUAACCUUCCAACUCUGUACAAAAAGAUAAAUGCAGCAGAAUUUUCUUGUCCACUUUGGUUUUCUCCAGAGUUGAAGUUGUUGAUACACAAGAUACUUGAUCCCAAUCCUAAAACACGCAUUCGGAUUGAAGGCAUAAAAAAAGAUCCAUGGUUUCGGAAAAGCUAUGUUCCUGUAGGGAAUCAAGAAGAUGAGGAGGUGAAUUUGGAUGAUGUUCGUGCAGUUUUUGACGACAUUGAGGACAAGUUUGUUUCUGAGAAGUCAGAAAAUAUUGAAGGGGGUCCUUUAGUAAUGAAUGCAUUUGAGAUGAUUACACUAUCGCAGGGGUUGAAUUUAUCCGCAUUGUUUGACAGGGGACAGGAUUACGUCAAGCGACAAACUCGUUUUGUUUCCCGCGAACCAGCAAAAGUCAUUAUUUCAACUAUUGAAGCUGUUGCAAAAUCGAUGAGUCUCAAGGUCCAUACACGUAAUUAUAAGGUAAGGCUUGAAGGAAUAGCUGCAAAUAGGGCUGGACAGUUUGCGGUGGUCCUAGAGGUCUUUGAAGUUGCACCAUCUCUUUUCAUGGUGGAUGUUCGAAAGGCUGCUGGGGAUACUCUUGAGUAUCACAAGUUUUAUAAGAAUUUAUGUGGCAAACUGGAUAAUGUCAUUUGGAAAUCAAGUGAGGGUAAGGCUAAGUCGAGUCUGCUUAGAACAGUUCCAUCGGUGUGAUGCAAAUGAGAAAGCGGAUCAGCAGAGUGGCUAUUUCUUUUUAGGGCAAACAAUGUACAAACAUACAGGGCCUACGUAUGCUUAAUUGUUUGUCAAUUAUGGUCUCCUUGUUAUUUGAGCAAUCAGCAUGUUAUUGUAUUGCAAAAUGGGGAGUGCACCAAUAUAUGGUGUACGUUCUUUUCUCACUGAUACACCCGGGGGAGAGUUAUUGUAAUAGUACCCUUAGUAAAUAAUGGGCUGGGCUGGGCUGGGCUGGGUUUAGAUUAAUAAAGUUCAUAUCAUGUAAUAGACCUUUAGUUAUAAUGAGCCUGGACUAUGUGUAUAUAUAGGCCAAUAGUCUAUUGGUAGGUUUUAUCGAAUGGGGUUAGCCAUUUUGUGAAUUGGAGGCUUGAGCACCUAUAAUGCUCUAGGAGAUCGGACAUCUUGAAUUGUCCAUUUUCUUUAUAAUUUUGUUACAGUUUUACUCAAUCAA